Molecule: messenger RNA, 3214 nt
Organism: Carassius auratus (goldfish)
Lineage: Eukaryota; Metazoa; Chordata; Actinopteri; Cypriniformes; Cyprinidae
Product: equilibrative nucleoside transporter 2
Exons: 13
Coding region: 202-1608 (468 amino acids)
Biological process (GO): uridine transmembrane transport; guanine transport; hypoxanthine transport
Cellular component (GO): plasma membrane; basolateral plasma membrane
Molecular function (GO): nucleoside transmembrane transporter activity
Source: RefSeq, a predicted model, not a curated record
GCGGUAAUUCACCAAAAGCUGCUGGUUCGCCAGCUGCCGAAGAAAACCUGAGCAGAGACCAUGUGGUGCAUGCUUCCUGAUACACGCGGAUCCUAAUGAAUGCGUAUAGAGCACGUUUAGCGGAUAUUAUGCGCGUGGAUGGAGCAGAUGAAAUGAGAGAAUAACCAAGAAGAUCGUGUUUACAGCUGCCACCCGUACAAAAUGAACCCAAGAGAAGAUGCUCCUGCAGACCGUGGCUUCUUCGUCGGGAUCAUAUUCUUCAUCCUUGGCCUGGGAACGCUGUUGCCAUGGAACUUCUUCAUGACGGCAUCUAUGUAUUUCAACAACAGACUCAACACGUCUGAAUGGAGUAAUGGAACAAUAACCACCAGGAAGGAGUAUUAUUUUGAUAACUGGAUGACUCUGCUGUCCCAGCUGCCUUUGCUGCUGUUCACUUUCCUCAACUCUUUUCUCUAUGAUUGGAUCUCAGAGAAGGUGAGGAUAGCAGGCAGUCUGGUCUUCAUCCUCAUCCUCUUCGUCCUCACUGCUGUUCUGGUGAAGAUCUCGAUGGAGGAGGACCGCUUCUUCUCCGUCACCAUGGCCACUGUCUGGUUCAUUAAUUCGUUCGGGGCCGUGUUACAGGGAAGUCUGUUUGGUUUGGUGGGAUUGUUGCCGCAGAGGUACAGUGCCAUCUUUAUGAGCGGACAGGGGCUCGGUGGGACAUUUGCAGCUCUUGCAAUGAUCUUCGCCAUCGCAAGUGAAGCUGAUAGUGAGUCUGCAGCUCUGGGUUAUUUCAUCACUCCGUGUGUCGGGACCCUAGUCACACUCUUCAGUUACAUGCUGCUCCCAAAACUGGAGUUUGCUAGGUUUUACCUGGACCGCAAAAGCAAGAGUUACGAGCUUGAGACGUCCAGCCGGCUGCUGCCUACAGGUGACUCUGUCCCUCCAGGUGAUGUUGAAGGCUGUGAGAAGACCAGUGAUCUGUCUGUUGGCUCUGUGGCGAACGGGAAUCCUAAUAAAGGUGAUAGCAGUGUGAUCGAAGAGGAGGGGGUCAGACAGGCCUUCAUCCCACUGCAGUCAGAAAACAAGUCAACACAGAAGAGCUCCAUCCUGGAAGUCUUCAAAAAGAUUUGGCUUAUGGCGUUUUGUGUGACGUUUGUAUUCACAGUUACACUGUCAGUUUUCCCUGCUGUUAUUGUGGAUGUGAAAACUGUGUAUGGAGGAAAAUGGGAACGAUACUUCAUUCCUAUUUUUUGUUUUCUCUUGUUUAACGUGAUGGACUUUACUGGCAGAACUGUCACGAUAUUAUUAAAGUGGCCGUCUAAAGACAGUCGCUUGUUCCCGCUGCUGGUGGUCUGUCGAGUGGUCUUCGUCCCGCUGCUCAUGAUGUGUAACGUACAGGAGAGACACUACAUGCCUGUGCUCUUCUCCAAUGACAUCGUGUUUGCUACCAUCAUGUUGUUUUUCUCCGUGUCCAGCGGAUACUUUGUGUGUCUGUCCAUGACCUACGCACCACAGCUUGUGGAGCCUAAAGAUGCCGAGACGGCCGGUGCGUUGAUGACGUUUUUUCUGGCUCUGGGUCUGUCGUUGGGAGCAGCGUUGUCGUUUCCUCUGCGUUUGCUGGCCUGACCUCAUCUUCUCACUCUCACUCCUGAAUCCUCGGCUCUCAGGCUCCUGCAGCGGCGCUCGGAGUCAGUCUCAUCUCUUACUGUUCACACACAUCAGACACAGUCAUGAAGGGAAGCAGCGACAUUACGCCAGUUUAUUUGGCAGCUAACAAACAUGAUGUACAGAAUCACCAUGCUGUCAUUAAGGGAGAAAUGAAUCAAACAAACUAUAAAGAAGCAUUUUUUGAUUAUUUAAACCUAGAUUUGUACUGUGUUUUACUCUUAGCAUUAAACAUAUAUACAGUAUACGUACACACACACACACACACACACACAUAUAUAUAUAUACCUAUAUAUAUAUAUAUAUAUAUAUAUAUAUGUGUGUGUGUAUAUUGAAUGUCAGGACACAGGGAACAACAUAAAGUUUUGAUAAAAUGAAAUGUCAAAAAGCAGGAAAAUAUUGCGUGUUUUUUUUUACUAAUUUCCGUGAACAGGAGAUUUUUACUGGGAAACCCUUGUAUUCAGGAAUUUAAGUUUUGAAGGGAACAUUAUUAUUUACAUUUCUUAUAAUUGUGGAAUAUAUAUUACACAUGUAAAAUGCAGUUAUAUACAUAUCAAAGUUUCUCUGAUUCUGUACUUUUCUAGGUCAACAAAAAAAAAGGGUACGACACCUACAGUAUGUACAAAAUGUCAGAUUUUCUUAGAAAAAUUAGUCGCUUCAGCGUUUCAAAUUAUGCUGAUAAUGGCAAAAAAAACACGGUGGACGGUGAUGCUCAUGACAUCAUCAGUGUUCAAAGAUUGAGGGGGUUAAAGAAAAUGCAUUUAUUAUUAGGGUCCCGCAGGCAGGACAAGAAAACAACAGAACAAUUUUUAAAAACAGAAAAUUAAAGCUCGACUGUGAGACCACAGUUUACAACCUGGGCUCCAGAGAAAACUUCUGUGAACCAAACCGCAAAACAAAACAAGAAAGUGUAUACUCUCAAUUUGACGUUCCUUCCAGUAUGUUCUGGAAAGGAAGGAUGGAAAUGAAAUCAAUCAUCACUUUCAUUCUGUAUAAAGAACUGAUUGGGGCGAUGCAAAGAUGUUCGCCAGAUAAUAUACCGGUAUAUCCAUUUUUUAUUUUUUUUUACUUUGUGUGUGUGUGUGUGUGUGUGUGAAAUUACUAUAAAAGCCUGUUUGUUGUCUUUAUAAAAUCAAAUUAUUAUUUGGGUGUCCUUGUGGUCAAUAUAUAUAUAUAUAUAUUUUUAAUUGAUAACAUUAAAAAGCUUCCUGAGGUACGUCUUUGUCCCUUACAGAGGUUUCUUUUCUGGCCUGUAUCACAGUCCAAUGUAAGCUCUUGUGAUGAUUGUCAUGAGCUCAUCUCAUGUGGAAACCUGCUUUAGACUGCUGUGACCUUUCAUUUCACUCAUGCAUAUGGAGUAUUAAGUUACAUAUUUGUGAUACGUCCUGUAUGCACAUGUCGGGAGUGUACAAAGUGCCAUAUGAAAUUGAGAGGUGAAUUUUUUUUAUAGGACCAAAAUGUUACAGAUCUUUUGAAAACGUUGAUUGUUUUGUAGUGCUUUCAGUGUUGAUUUAGAAUAAUGCUUUUAAUUAAAUAUGAAAUAAACACCUGUUCUAUACAGUAGAAU